UCUGCCUCAACGUCCCUGCGCGACGCUUUCUUGCUUUCUUUCCCUCGAUUAGAAACGGCAUUGGCAAGCCAGGGCACCUUCUCGUCCCCAGUGGAAGAAAAAACGGCAGGAGAGAGGUCUCCGAGUGUGGUGGAAGCUGAGACGGGGAAGAAGAGGAAAGUUUUCCAGGGACAGAGACUUAAAAGCCAGGUUUGAGACUGACAACAGGAGAUUGCGGGACUUGGAGGAGCAGAAUCCCCAGUCCCGGGGAAGCAAAGCCCCCUUCUUGGGUCCAGGAGCUCAAAAGUUUCAAACGCCUGGGGAGUGGAAGGAAGGAAGCAAGACCCUCCGGAGAGGUGGGGAUCCGGGCGGGAGAUGCCCACCCUCCAUUCCUCGGCGUGAUUUGGAGAAUGGAGCCGACGAGGCCCCGCCCCCUUUGCCUAUAAAAGCGCAGGGCUCUCCUUGCCCCGUCACUCUUCUUUGUGGCUGUCGGGGGUGCGUUCCUGGCCAUGGGACGGGGCUGCAGCCGCAUCUCUCCGCCGAGGCUCUCCUCGACAUGACUCCUUGCUACUACUAUUACCACCUCAGCAGCCCCGGCGAGGGGUGGCUCAACUCCUCAGCCAUGGCCAAGGUCAAUGGCACCGUCUUCCCUGGAGGAGGAGGAGGAGGAGGAGGGAUAGAGCCAGAGGAAGAGGAGUGUGGCUCCGUCUCGGUGGUCUUCCCCUUGACCAUGAUGAUCACCGGCAUGGUGGGCAACGGCUUGGCCAUGCUGCUGGUGUACCGCGCCUACCACAAGAAGGAGAACCAGCGCAAGAAGUCCUUCCUGCUCUGCAUCGGCUCCUUGGCCCUGACCGACCUGACCGGACAGCUCCUGACCAGCCCCGUGGUCAUCUCGGUGUACCUGGCCAAGAGAAACUGGCGGGCCGUGGACCCUUCCCUCCACCUCUGCUCCUUUUUCGGACUCAGCAUGACCGUCUUUGGGCUCUGCCCGCUCUUCAUCGCCAGCGCCAUGGCCGUCGAGCGCACCCUGGCCAUCCGGGCCCCGCACUGGUACACCGGCCACAUGAAGACCCGGGUGACCAAGUCGGUCCUGCUCAGCGUGUGGCUGGCCACCUUUGCCUUUGCCUUCUUGCCCCUGGUUGGCGUGGGGAAGUACACCCUCCAGUGGCCUGGCACUUGGUGCUUCAUCAGCAUGAAGGACCCCCAAGAGCCCCGGGUGGCCAACAUCAUCUUCGCCUCCACUUUUGCCUUCUUGGGACUCUUCUCGCUUGGCAUCACCGUGGCCUGCAACGUGGCCACCAUUGUUGCCUUAGUGUGUCGGUGUCGAUCCAAAAGCUCGGCCUCUCAGUCCAGGAGGCAGUGGGGCAGGAUCACCACGGAAACCUUGCUCCAGCUAUUGGGGAUCAUGUGUGUCCUCUUUGCCUGCUGGUCUCCACUCUUGAUUAUGAUGCUGAAAGUGGCCUUCAAUCAUACCAUUAUGGAUAAAUGUGAAGACUCCUGCAAUCGAACCCAAACCUCUGAAUUGCAGCCAGAGUGCAAUGUCUUCUUAACUGCUGUUCGCUUGGCUUCACUGAAUCAAAUCUUGGACCCUUGGGUUUACUUGCUGCUUAGAAAGAUCCUUCUGCGAAAGUUUUGCCAAAUAGCAAGUGCUAUCUCCUGCUGCUCUCAGGACAAAUGGAAAGGACAGCACUUCAUGUUGUCAGACAAAAUCACACACCCUACUGUAUGAAGAUGCCGGCAUGUCAACAGCUUUCCUCCAAGGAGUUUCAGCUUUUUCAAAGGCCAGGAAACAUGUGGCUUUCUAGAUCAGUGGUGUCAAGCUUGUGGACCUCCAGGUGUUUGUGACUUCAGCCUCCAGAAUACCUGGCCAUUGGACAAGCUGGCUAAGGCUUCUGGGAAUUGGAGGCCCAAACAUCUGGAGGGUCAGAAGUAAGACACCUCUGUUCUAGAUGUACUUGGACUAAAACUGUCAUGUUCCCCAACCAAAAGAGCCAGUGCUGAAGGAUGUUGGGAGUGAUGUCAAGAACAUCUGGAGAGCUACGUAUUCCCCAUUUCUUGGCCAGUGGGGUGUAUCUAAUGAUACAAUUGCUUUUGUCAUCAGAAUUGGAAAGAGGACAAACUCCCUUCCCUACUUCAAUCCCCUGUACAUCUAAAGAUCCUUCUCUAAAGGACUGGGAAACUCUCUAGAACUUGUUUUCAAGUAAUGCUGAGGAUUUGAACUGACAGUAGGAGAAGAAAGUCCCAUUGUUCUACUUUCAUAGUACCAGAGAUGACAACUUCUUCCGUACUGUGAAUUUGGACAUCUGAUGCAUGAGAACGUCCCUCUAUAAACUAAUUUAUUUUCAUGGUUGGGUAGAUUAAAAAAGAACAGAAAUGUUUUUUAAAAUGUACAUCCUAUGUCUUUUGAAACUCACAAAUGAGAAUGCAGUGUUGUGCCAAAAACACUUGGGAUUUUCCUUUUGUAUUUGAGAAGAAUCUGAUUUUUAAAUUAGAAGUUUGAUUGUAGAUCCAAUAUGGAGUAACUUUCCUUGCUUUCUCACCCCUGACACACUCAUUUAAUUGAAAAGAGGAAAGGAUAUACCUUUUCCACAUUGUUUCUAAUAGUGACAGAUGGGAUGGAGUUGGAAGAAGGAAAACACAAUUGUGUAGAUUACUGAUUGGCAGUGUUCCUUAAAGUUAUAUGGGUAGCAGAACUAUGAAAUGCAAAGAACUGCCACAAUAAUUGUGCAUUUCUUUUAAACACUAAGAGCCUUUCUAAAUAAAUGUUGAUUUCUUUACUUGUUUUAUAUGUUAAUUUCUUUAUAGAAGUCAUGUGCUUAUUUCUCAGAGAUGUAGUUCUUUUGCAGUUGAUAACUCAUUAUCACAGAAAUUAAACUAUAACAUUUUGACACUGAGAAAACAAAGAAAAAAUGGAAAAAAUGGUGUUCAAUUUGGAAACAAUACUAGGGGGCAGUUACUUAAUACUUUUCUUCAGUGCUAGUUGAAUGUGACACUUACUUACCAUAGUGUUGCAUUAUGAAGUAAUAUCCAUCUUUAUUGGAAUAUGUUUCUAAUGUCCCUUUGAUGCUUUUAAAGUUUUGCAUUCCUUCUUUUUGUGUACCUGCCUGCUAAUUUAGGCUGGAUCUACACUGCCAUAUCAUCCAGGUCCUGAAUCCAGAUUAUCUGCUUUGAACUGGAUUGUAUCAGUUUAUACUGCCAUAUAAUCCAGUUCAAAGCAGAUCAUCUGGAUUCAAAAACGGGAUUAUGUGACAGUGUAGAUGGGGCCUUAGACUCUUUAUAUUCUUCCAUGUAUCAUUUGUGCCCGGGACCUCAUUUUCAGCAGCCCAAAUCCUACUGUUAGUCCCAACUAGAGCAGACCAAGGAUUGCAAUGGGAUUUAUGUACGUGUUGGGUUCUUUGACAGUUGAUUCAGUAUAUACUUUAAUUAGGACUAAUCAACUAUAUUCUAAACUGUCUCUAUCCAAAUGGUGGAUUCUAUUAAACCUAUUGCUCUCCUUCUGGAGUGAUGUCCAUCCAAUGAGUCUAUGAACCUUCAUGUGUUUACAGAAAAAUGUUUUUAGUUUAUUUCAUUAAGCAUAAAAAUCUGUAUCUAUGUUGGUUAUUUUGAAGACAGAUCAGCAAACAGCAAUCCUUUCAAAAAGGGAAGAUUUUGUUUUUUAUAUACCUUAAACAGUUCUCUGUAUGAGAGUGAAAUAAUUACAGUCCUGGUAAUAGGUUGGCAUUAGAACAAUAAGGAAUUAAAAACAGGAGGAGGGUGCUUGUAAUAAAAUACCAAUUUCAAUGAAGAGAGCUUUCAUAAAUUUAAUUUUAUCAAGAUCAGUCGACUCUAACACUGUCUUUUAAAAAUACUUCUAAAGGGUUAAAUUAAUAAAGAACAAUUGGUAUCCAUAAAGUACACAUAGACAUUUGUAUUAUAUAGAGAAUCUCCUAUGAUUCAUCCAUUACUAACAAGAUAUUAAUAAAAUAUUAACGAGUUUUGAUCAGCUAAAUUAGUUUCCUCAUUAUGCAGCUCAUAAUUUACUUCAAGUGCCUUUGUUAAUUCAGAGCAAUUCCAUUGGGUUCCACUUUCAUGCAAUUAAUUUUUAAGUAAUAGUUUAAAAAAAAACAUGACCACUUCUAGAAGCAAUUCAUAGAAAUAUAAUGUAGAAUUUGAAUGGGUUCUGAGUCCUUCCAGUGGAAGUACUAUAUGUACUUGAAGCAUUUCUAGUACAUGACUAUUCAAACUUCUGUUUAAAACUAAUUAACAAACUACAAUGGGCAUUCCACAGUUGAACAGCUCUUAUAAUCAGGAUGGCCUGUAUAAUCAAAAUCCUCAUUUAUUGUCAUUAGAAUUCAUUGGUUUGAGUCCUAUCCUCUGGAAAAGUAGAAAACAAUCCUGUUCGAUACAUUGCUGUCCUUCAAAAGUCUGGAGAUAUUUGGCUAUCUUAUCAUCUCUCAAACUUCUCAUCAGACUUCCUUUACACAUGACUCUUACUCAACUAUGUUUUUUUAUCAUUUAGUACCAUGACUUGUAUAAAUAAGUAAUUACUGCUAGUUUCUACUCUUCUAUAGUGAUUUGCCACUAUUUCUUCUCCCUCUGCAUGCCCAUUCCAAAUCUUAAUCUUAAUGUUCCUUCUGCACAUAUCUUGAUUUUCCUAGACUCAUCCCUUUUUUUCUUAAAAUUGUUUCCUAUUGUCCCUUCAGGAUUUAAUUUUUAAGAAAUCCCCAUCCCUCAUCGACAUCCUUAUUUUUUAGCAUAUCUAAUUGUGGAAGUUCACAUAAUAUUUCUUUAAGUUUUUCCAAAUUGGCUUUCCUAAAAGUUCCCUGUUUCUGUCUAAAAGCAUUCAGGUUUCCUUUUUUCUGCAUAGAAAAAUUCCAAGAGAAAAUGAAUGUCUGUCUGUUGAAGGUUGCAACUAGUUGACUACUUACUCUCUCUGAUGCUCAUCUCUCUGAUUAUUCACAUUUUGCUUUUUCUAUUUUCUGGACAAUUUAAUUGACAGCAAGACAAGUGAGAUUUUUUUUUAAAUGUUGGGGGUAGCCUUUACAUUCUGUCAGAAUUUGACUUCCAGCAGAUAUCAGGAUAUCAAACUUUCGCAUCACAAUCAUAUCUCUCCUUUUGGAGUAUUUGAUAUUCUGUUCUAGGAAGACACCAUGAAAAUCUUUGGGCUGAACUGAAAGUCUAUAAAGAUCCUUGGUGCUAUUUUCUCUUCCUAUAUUGUUUUACCAAAUUGGUUCAUUUUUACCAAAACUGGUACAUAAUCACAAAGUUGAUGUGAUUAGAAGCUUUUGUCUCUUGUUUCAUACACCUUUUUGCAUUUAGACAAAACCACCAUAUAUGAGACAUAACAAUUUAUGUUGAAACUUGGAAAGUUAAUUUGGGGAGGGGACACUAUAAAUCCCAGAACUGACUAGCCAGCACUAAAAAUUAAUGCUUUCAACAUUCUGAUUUGCUCCUUAUUGCUGUUUAAUUACUACAUUGUUUUUAUAAAGGAAUUCUAUGGAAUAAGGUCCUAGGUAGCAAAGGUUUUCACAUAUUUUUCAAACAAAUUGGGAUCUAAAUUGGGAUUGUAAACUUUCAUCUUCCAAAUAUAAUCUCACCAUAUUUCUGUCUUGGCAAAAUAUUUAAAGCAUAUGCCUGUCAUUCAAAUAAUUCAGUCACUUGAGGGUAAAUUUCACUGAUUAUAAUUGAAUUCAGUUCUAAGAAGACAUGUAUAGGAUAAAGAAAUCCCUUUCCAUGAUGCAUGGAUGUUCUAUAAUUUAAAAGGGUUUCUAAUGUUGUCAUCCACAGAUCAGAACAUGGGAAAAUAUUUUAAUACCAACAUGAGGGCAGUGUAGGAGAGGCUGCAUUUAGUUCAUACAAUGGAAGGUUUUGCUGCUGUGUAAAUUGUACUCUUUAAAUAAAUUUUAUUGGACUUUGCAUUCAUUGUCUUAACUUAUGGCUGUUAUUGUGAAACUUCAACUCAUGGUGGACGUUUUUCAGGACAUUUUUACUUUAAAUGUCAAUAAACCUGCUUAGUGGAAUAUA
This is a messenger RNA of Anolis carolinensis (green anole), 5982 nucleotides long. It is a transcript of the gene ptger3, whose product is annotated as prostaglandin E receptor 3. The coding region runs from base 536 to 1708 and encodes 390 amino acids. Gene Ontology annotation, cellular component: plasma membrane. Gene Ontology annotation, molecular function: prostaglandin E receptor activity. Lineage: Eukaryota; Metazoa; Chordata; Lepidosauria; Squamata; Anolidae. Gene Ontology annotation, biological process: phospholipase C-activating G protein-coupled receptor signaling pathway; negative regulation of gastric acid secretion; inflammatory response. The transcript is spliced from 2 exons. The record is from RefSeq and is a predicted model, not a curated record.